CCGGGUUCCCCGUCACGCGUCGCCGCCUUGGUUCGCCGCGAACAGCUGGCGUUACUUCUAUGCAACAGAUCAUCGGGAGGAAUUACAACAAAGUGGCCCGAUAUGCCUGAGAUUGCCGAGGUCGCCCGCAUUGUGCACUACCUGCGCCUACACCUGGUCGGAAAGUCGAUCAAGAGCGUCAAGGCGAUAGAAGAUACCAAUGUGUUCGGCAAGGCUGGUACUACGGGGCCCGAGGUUGCCGAGGCGUUGACGGGCAAAAAGGUUCUCUCGGCGGGCUCACAGGGCAAAUACUUUUGGCUUGUUCUCGACAAACCGCCCCAUCCAGUAAUGCACUUCGGCAUGACAGGCUGGAUCCACAUUAAGGGCGACCGAACAGCAUACACCAACUAUUACAAGAAAAUGAAGCCUGAGGAAUUGGACGCCUGGCCUCCGAAGUACUGGAAGUUCCACCUGAAGACCGAAGAUCCGACGGUCGAGAUCGCUUUCACUGAUCCCAGGCGCUUCGGCCGUGUCCGCCUGGUCGAUUGCCCCGGCGAGAGCAUCAGAAAGUACUCACCGCUCGUCGAAAACGGGCCGGAUCCCGUGGUCGAUACAGAUGUCUUCACCGAGGGGUACCUGCGAGACAAGAUGCGCUCGCGCCACGUGCCCAUCAAGGCCCUCAUUCUCGAUCAGAGCGUCAUCAGCGGGAUCGGCAACUGGGUCGGUGACGAAGUUCUCUAUCAAGCCAAGCUUCAUCCUGAGCAGUACUGCGAUGACUUCACCGACGAGCAGAUCAAAAGACUGUACGAGGCCAUCCGUUACGUAUGCCAGUUUGCGGUUGACAAACUCGGGGAUUCCGACGAGUUUCCCAAGGACUGGUUGUUCCACUACCGAUGGAACAAGGGCGCGAAAGGGGCGGUGGGUCAUCUUCCCAGCGGCGAAAGGUUGGCCUUUCUUACCGUGGGCGGGAGGACAAGCUGUUACGUGCCGGACGUCCAGAAGAAGAGCGGCCGCAUCGUCCCGGGGGUAAAGGAGAAGCUCAUUGAAUCCGACCAGGGAGAAUCGAAGCCGAAGCAACCCGCGAAGUCGAAGGGUGCCAAAGGCGAGGAUGACCAGCCCCAGAACAAGAAAAGGAGAAAGGCAGAGGACGACGAGGCACCGGCAAAGAAGAGCAAAACUGCUUCGACGAAGACGCCAACAAAUGGUGGGCGGAAGGGGGUCAAGAUGGAAGAAAAAGCGGCAGUGGCUAAUAACGUCGAGCCCGGCAGGCGGCGUUCUGGAAGGCUGCAAGGAAAGGCUGCUUGACCUGGGUCUAUGGCUGUUCCUUCACUCCUCCUAAUGCAUGAGAAGCCUCCGAGUCAGUUUGAAUAGGGCAUGCCGUUCUGCUAUUCAUUGCAGCGAUUCACAAACUGGGAAUCCAGUCAACACCGCCGCGUCGACAGAGGUACAGCCCGUCAACCCCUGACAUUGCUGCAGCCGCCAGUUUGCAGCAACCGCAUCACGGUUCCGACUCGACAUCCGGCGGGAAUGUCCCAAACAAAGCCAUCAGAUGCUGCACAUCUGCAGGAGUGAGCUGCUUGCCGGCGUCCACUGCUUUGGACAGCAUUCUAAAGUCUGAGCACCCAGUCAGCACCGUUUUUGCCGCCCUCCGUCUCUUCUGCGCCGGCUGCCA
Molecule: messenger RNA, 1651 nt
Organism: Thermothielavioides terrestris NRRL 8126
Lineage: Eukaryota; Fungi; Ascomycota; Sordariomycetes; Sordariales; Chaetomiaceae
Exons: 4
Coding region: 103-1284 (393 amino acids)
Biological process (GO): base-excision repair
Cellular component (GO): nucleus
Molecular function (GO): DNA N-glycosylase activity; damaged DNA binding; DNA-(apurinic or apyrimidinic site) endonuclease activity
Source: RefSeq, a predicted model, not a curated record